AUUUGUUUACUCCUAUUCCUCCCCCACCCUCUCCCUCUCUCUCUCUCAUCUAUUUCUCCUGAUUCGUUCUUCUUUUUCUUCCUCCUUUGGUCUUGCUAAGAUCUAGAAAACCCUAGAACUGGGAAGAUCGCCAAGAUCGAGGGAAGAUCAAAAUAGGGUUAAUAUUGAUGGGGAGAGGCAAGAUUGUGAUCCAGAGGAUCGAUGAUUCGACUAGUAGGCAAGUCACUUUCUCCAAAAGAAGAAAGGGUCUCAUAAAGAAAGCUAAAGAACUCGCGAUUCUCUGCGAUGCAGAGGUGGGUCUCAUCAUUUUCUCCAAUACCGACAAGCUCUAUGACUUUGCCAGCUCCAGUUUGAAAUCGACUAUAGAACGAUUCAACAAGACCAGGAUGGAGCAGCAACAACUAUUGAACCCUGCAUCAGAAGUUAAGUUUUGGCAGAGAGAGGCCACAACUCUAAGACAAGAACUGCACUCAUUGCAGGAAACUCAUCGACAACUAACGGGACAGCAAUUAAAUGGUCUGAGCGUCAAGGAGUUGCACAAUAUAGAAAGCCAACUUGAAAUGAGUUUACGUGGAAUUCGUAUUAAAAAGGAACAGAUACUGACCAAUGAAAUAAAAGAACUCACCAGAAAGGUUCUUAUAUAUUAUUGGUUCAUCUUUUGCAGAGGAAUCUUGUUCACCAUGAGAAUCUUGAAUUGUCGAGAAAAGUACAAAGGAUUCAUCAAGAAAACGUCGAGCUACACAAGAAGGCUUAUGCAGUGUCAAUCAGAAAUGAAUUGGGAACUCGUGAUAUUGAAGAUACAGCCGAUGAAUCCCAUGCUCAGGUUCGGCUGCAGCUAAGUCUGCCUGAGCAAUCCCAUUACGAGACCUCAUCAAAUAGCUAAGAUCAUAAAUCGUAUAACGACUUGUUCGUUCUUGAUUCUCUACACCAUUCAGACUUGUAUAUAUAGCUCGUUUAUAUAUAUAUAU
Raphanus sativus (radish) is the source of this 968-nucleotide messenger RNA. RefSeq names its product agamous-like MADS-box protein AGL17. The transcript is spliced from 7 exons. Bases 168 to 839 code for a protein of 223 amino acids. Lineage: Eukaryota; Viridiplantae; Streptophyta; Magnoliopsida; Brassicales; Brassicaceae. Gene Ontology annotation, biological process: positive regulation of transcription by RNA polymerase II. Gene Ontology annotation, molecular function: DNA-binding transcription factor activity, RNA polymerase II-specific; RNA polymerase II cis-regulatory region sequence-specific DNA binding; protein dimerization activity. Gene Ontology annotation, cellular component: nucleus. The record is from RefSeq and is a predicted model, not a curated record.